Athene cunicularia (burrowing owl) is the source of this 875-nucleotide messenger RNA. RefSeq names its product ribosomal protein L7 like 1 (gene RPL7L1). NCBI's taxonomy places the organism in Eukaryota, Metazoa, Chordata, Aves, Strigiformes, Strigidae. Gene Ontology annotation, biological process: maturation of LSU-rRNA from tricistronic rRNA transcript (SSU-rRNA, 5.8S rRNA, LSU-rRNA). The coding region runs from base 3 to 752 and encodes 249 amino acids. The transcript is spliced from 6 exons. The record is from RefSeq and is a predicted model, not a curated record. Gene Ontology annotation, cellular component: cytosolic large ribosomal subunit. Gene Ontology annotation, molecular function: RNA binding; structural constituent of ribosome.
CGAUGUCGGCACUGCCCCGCAGGCCGAGGCGGCGGAUCCCGCUGGUGCCGGAGAACUUGCUGAAGAGGAGGAAGGCCUACCAGGCCAUCAAGGCCACCCAGGCCAAGCAGGCGCUCCUCAACAAGAGGAAGAACCAGAAGGGGAAACAAAUCCAGUUUAAGCGCCUUGAGGCUUUUGUCCAAGAUUCAUGGCGCAAACACCGAGAUGACACCCGGCUGAGACGCAUGGAGCAGAGACCUGGACAGACAGCUGUACCUCAGGAGCACAAACUAGCCUUUGUUGUGCGGAUUGCGGAUAUUAAGGGAGUGAGUAGGAGGGUAAAAAGAGUGAUUCAGUUGCUGCGGCUGUCAAAAAAUUUCACUGGGACAUUUGUUAAACUGACUCCUUUAUCGCUGAAGAUGCUGCGGAUUGUGGAACCUUACGUGGCAUGGGGACACCCUAACCUGAAGUCUGUACGAGAGCUCAUCCUGAAACGGGGCCAAGCCAAGAUUAAGAGAAAGAGGAUGCCUCUGACAGACAAUAUGCUGAUAGAGGAACAUUUAGGGGACUGUGGUAUUAUUUGCUUAGAAGACCUUAUUCAUGAAAUUUACUCGGCUGGGAAGUAUUUCAGAAGAGUUACAAACUUUCUGUGGCCAUUCCACCUGUCUGUGGCUCGCCAUGCUUCACGUAACAAAGUGGGUUUCCUCAAGGAGAUGGGUAAGCCUGGCUGCAGAGGAGAAGCAAUCAACCAGCUUAUACGUCAGCUGAACUAGUCAGGGCCACUGUGAAAACUUCAGGACUUAUAACUCGUUCCUGGUCACAUAUAGUUUUCAUGGACAUUAUCUCUAUGCCGGGAUAUACUAUAUCUUGUGACUGUUGGUGCCUCUAUGAAAAAA